Anguilla rostrata (American eel) is the source of this 1784-nucleotide messenger RNA. RefSeq lists its product as uncharacterized. The transcript has 7 exons. Lineage: Eukaryota; Metazoa; Chordata; Actinopteri; Anguilliformes; Anguillidae. The record is from RefSeq and is a predicted model, not a curated record. The coding region runs from base 293 to 1171 and encodes 292 amino acids.
UCCCCUAUAUGCAUAACUUCAGUAUUGCUGUUGAGUUAGCUAAGUUUGCCGUUUCAUGCCUUGUUUUCAAAAUGAUUAUUUGCAUAGUAAUGUAGACUGGCUUGUUAUUUAGUGUCCUCCAAUAAAAUUUUAGCCACUUACUGUAAUGCAAGUUUUAGACGCUGGCAAUUAAGAUCUUGAGUGAAAUGUCCACCGUUCCGUGAUCGAAUAUUUCAUUGCUCAUAGAAUUCAUUCACGAGUAAUUUGAAACUACAGAGAAAAGUGAAGGUUAUGAUUCUAUGAAACAAGGAGCAUGACAAAGAGCGAGAAACGUGAUGGGAGGAGGAAGGAAAAAUCCAAAUCCAAAUCCGUUGAAUUGGCGGACAGGGAGGCCUGUUGUCAGGAAGACGACCAAAACAGAACUGUAAAGACAAAGAAGAGGAAGCCAUGCACCGAAACCGAGGAGACUCCAGGAUCUGGCCCUGUGGUUAAAGUGAAAAAGAGACCUUCUCAGUCAGAGUUGGCAGAAGUGAAGAACAAGAAAAAAUCAAAAAAGGAGCAAGUAGAGGAGCAUACAGAAAAGAAACAGAAGAAAAGGAAGAAGAAAAGCUGUAAAUCUGAGGGUGCAGCUGGCAGAACGGUGCUUGUGAUGCAAGGAUUUAUGGCAGAUGAAACGUUAAGUGAGCAUGCCAAGGAAUCGGAACCACCUCAGGAUGCAUCUGCCAGCGCGGGAGAAGAGCCGAAGGAGGAGGACGAGGAUGCCGAAGAGGCCCUGGGACCGGAGGAGAGACGGGCCCUGGAGAGGAAGCUGAAGAAGAUGCGGAAGCAGGAGGAGAAGAGCAGACUGAAGGCAGAGGGGCAGGACCCGGAGAAGGCCGAGGCCACCAAGCCCUCAGCCGGCCAACUGGCUCUGGACUACCUCACAUGCUGGUCGGAGAAGCGUGAAGACUGGAGGUUCCAGAAGACCAGACAGACCUGGCUCCUUCAGCACAUGUUCGACAGAGAGAAGGUCCCAGACGGGAGCUUCUCCGCGCUGCUGCCCUACCUGGAGGGGCUGCGGGGCGUGGCGCGGGACACCACGGUGCAGAAGGCCGAGGCGCUGGUGCGCCAGCUGGAGGGGCAGGGGGCAGAGGAGCAGGAGGCCCACCUCCGGGCACACAGAGCGAGGGAGGUCAUCCAGAUGCUGUCCUGAACCAGCGCUGACCCACACACACACACACUCAGGAAUACCCAAUCACGACUGUCAGUCUUCACUGUGGGACGUGACAAGGAGUCGUCCAUCCAAUCAAGCACAAGGACAACUCUUAACCCUGUUUUUAUCCAAUAGCAGCUCACGUCCUGGUUGUGGGAAGCCUGUCAAUGUGUGAUGUUGCUCUCCUUGUGAUGUUUCUCUCCUUUUGUUUUCCCCCUGCUGGGACAGAUUCCUUUCAUUUCACACGUUGAUUUGUGGUGUUAUUCACUAGCUCGCUGGCCUUUACAGCAAAGCUGUUUGAUAUAACGAGUCAAUGAAACAUGUCAAAUGGUCCAUGUGUAUCUGUUAUUUUCUCGCCGCAGAGUGGUUAGGUUCUCAUGAGCUACAAAUUGAAGUGAACCAGAUGCAGUGCGUCUCUGAGGUUCGUCGAAACCGUAGAACUAAUGGGCAGCAGGAAUGACAUUCAGAAAAAUAAGCCCCGUUCUGCUUUUCAUCACUGCAGCCUGCAGCCAGCUGCGUUCGACAGAGAUGUGAUCUGACGAGAUGUAAUCUGAGCAUGCCAUGCAAGCUGAACAAGUAAACAGUUGACAUUGAAUAAACGUUUUAAAUUUUG